This is a messenger RNA of Melitaea cinxia (Glanville fritillary), 530 nucleotides long. Its product is annotated as translation machinery-associated protein 16 homolog. The transcript has a single exon. The record is from RefSeq and is a predicted model, not a curated record. Bases 40 to 525 code for a protein of 161 amino acids. NCBI's taxonomy places the organism in Eukaryota, Metazoa, Arthropoda, Insecta, Lepidoptera, Nymphalidae. Gene Ontology annotation, cellular component: nucleus.
ACACGUGUUUUUUAAACUUAAAUCAUUUCCAUUUUCAAAAUGCCUAAAAUAAAAAACUUAGAAAAACUAAAGCAUCCCAACAGCAGGAAAACAAUAUCACUCGCUAGGAAAAUGUUAAAAAGCGAGAAGAAAAACAAUAACAAAAUUGGUACUCAUGUGAAACAGAACCUAAUCGGUGAGAAGAUAUUGUGGUUCAAAGAGAGGAUACCGAAGGAUUGCAUUGUUUUAGAUAAGGAACAGACGUUAAAAUUGAUAGAAACAUAUUUGGCGCGUUUUGAUGACGAACUUGAGCAAAUAGCAUUGAAAAACUCAAUUGGACAAAGAAAAAAUCGUCAACACGCAAGUAGGGAAGAUAUAAUCAACAUAACUAAGAAAAGGGAGGUGGAGGAGUUCGAAACUUGCGGUUUAGAAAUGCCAGACUUGAUGGACCCGCACCAAAUGGAAGUGUUACGGGAUUGGAAUGGUGAAUUAAGAUUUUUGCAGCAUUUUAAAUUAAAAAGGAUAGCUAGAAAGCAUCUUACGUAGAAUAU